Messenger RNA from Miscanthus lutarioriparius, 579 nucleotides. The record is from the annotation of a GenBank genome assembly. NCBI's taxonomy places the organism in Eukaryota, Viridiplantae, Streptophyta, Magnoliopsida, Poales, Poaceae.
AUGGUGGGCGGCGGGGGGCGCCGCGCGGCGACAGCGGCGGCGCUGGGGCGAUGGUGCCUGGUGAUCCUGGCCGUGGCCUCCGCGCUCGGGGUCUCCGGCCCCGCCUUCUACUGGCGCUACAAGAAGGGCUUCUCCUCCUCCCCCGCGUCCACCGCGGCGGUGGCGGCCUCCUCCCCCUCGUGCCCUCCCUGCAGCUGCGACUGCCCGGCGCCCCUUUCCCUUAAGUCCAUCGCCCCAGGGCUUGCCAACUUCUCAAUAACAGAUUGUGGGAAAAACAACCCUGAGCUUGCCAAAGAGAUGGAGAAGCAAUUCGUUGAUCUUCUCAAUGAGGAACUCAAGCUGCAGCAGGUUGUAGCUGAGGAGCAUAGUCACCACAUGAACGCCACUCUUGUCGAAGCAAAAAGACAGGCUACUCAAUACCAGCGAGAGGCAGAAAAGUGUAAUGCAGCUACAGAGACCUGCGAGGAAGCUCGGGAGCAGUCUGAGGCAGCAAUUUCAAAGGAGAAGAAACUCACAGCAAUGUGGGAACAGCGAGCUCGGCAAUUGGGUUGGUCGGAUUCUCGAGCCACAGGCAUGUAA